AUGGCGGAUAAGUACCGCGUCGACCCGGACGACCUCGAGGCGUCCACCCCGGGGUUCGCUCACUCCCCCGCGGCGCGCCCGCCGCCGCCGCCGCGCCGGGGCCCGCCGCCGACGUUCGAGCCUCCGCCGUUCCCGACGACGAGCGCGUCGAACGCGACGACGACGACGACGCCCCGCGCCGCGCCGCCGCCGCCGCCGCCGCGCGCGACGGCCACGGCCACGCCGCCGGGGCGCCCGCGCGAGGCGUUCGGCGCGCCGCGCGACGACGAAUUCGACGCGCCGCCGCCGCCGAACAUCCCGGACGCGGCGCUCAGGAAGGUGCGCGCGGGGGGGCUCCUCACGAAGCUGCCGUCCAACGCGGCCGCGCGUCCGAAGAUUCGAUUCUUCCGCGUGACGACGACGCCGAAUGCGUCGCACCCGCACGACGAGCUCCAGUGGGGCGACCCCAAGGACGCGGCGGCGAGCGUCUUAGACUCCAAGCUGCCGCUGCGCGACGUCCGCGGCGUCCUGCGAGGCCACGCGACGAAGACGUUCGAGCGGCACGCGAAGCGCGUCGGGCCGCCGAAGCUGUGCUUCUCGCUCGAAUGCGACGCGCGGACGCUGGACCUUCAGGCGGGGACGCCCGCGGACGCGGAGGCGUGGUCGAGGGCGCUGGAAGCGCUGGCGGCGCACGCGCGCGACGUCGCGGCGUGCGAGGCGAUGCGCGAGGACGCGGCGAGCGCGGCGAGGGACGGCCACGUGUUCGUCUCCCCGGCGCGACGCGGGGGAGACCCGGACGGAGACCGCGACCGAAUCCAAAACCAAAACCAAAACCAAAACCAAAACGGCGGCGGCGGCGCGGUGAUCCGACCCGGACGUCCCGGCGACGCGAACCAUCACCGACCGGCGCCGGCGCCGGUGAACGCCCCGGGGUUCAGCCCGAGCCCGAGCCCGGGACCCGGCGUCGCCGCGAUCAAGACGCGGCCGCCGCUCGCGAGCGGCGCGACGCAGGCGGCGCCGCUGACGUUCACGCCGAAUCCGUCGUCGCCGUCGGCGGAGAGAUCCGCCGCCGCCGGCGCCGCGGGGCCCCGAGACCGCGACCGCGGCGCGCUCGGCGCCGCGCUGUCGUUCGUCCCCGUGGAUACCGCGCCUCCGCCGGGCGCGGCGUCGAUCGACCGCGAGGGGCACUCGGUGUUGGACGUCGGCCCGGGGUUCGACGAGGUGUACGACCGCAUCAGCGGCGGCGAUAAAAAUAGGAAAAAAAAUAGAGGAGCGGACGACGCUUUCGGGCCGGAUAACCUCGGCGGCGGCGGCAGCACGCGCCGCGUCACCGGCCGCGCGCGCGGCACGCUGGACCUGACGCUCCUGGACGCGCGCGCGCACCACGGCGCGACGACGAGCGGCGGGGGCGGCGUGGAGCCGACGCCGCGCGCGCAGUUCACGUCGCGGACGUUUUCUCGUGGCGGCGGCGAAGACUUGGUCGAGGCGUUUUCGAAAGCGCGGCACGGACGCGUGAAGGACCUCGCGGAGCUGUUCAAGAGCGGCGUCGACCCGGCGGCGAGGGAUAUCAACGGACUGACGCUCCUGCACAUGGCGGCGCAGAAUAAUCAGCGGAAAGCGACGAAGCUCGUGUUGAAACACACGGACUUCGCCACGAAUCCGCCGCGGCUGGACCUCAUCGACGCGCAGACGAAACAAGGCCACACCGCGCUGCACUAUUGCUUCGCGUACGGGUACCAGGACUUGGGGAACUAUCUGCUCUCGCUCGGCGCCGACGACACCAUCACGAACGUGCACGGGAUGACGUGCUACGAGGGUUUAGACCCGGACGAGGAGACGAGAGAGACGCUGAAUAACCCGGAGAUGCGCGCGCUCGCGCGAAGGAAGCACAUGCAGCGACGCGUCGAGGCCGCGCGGCCGGGGGCGACGACGCCGCGAAUAGGCCCGGACCGCGGCGACGACUUCCACCGCGACGGCGACGACGGUCGUUCGCGGCGCAGCAGAGCGCACGAGGACGCGUACGGGGGAUGGGACGGACAGGGGGGACGCGGGGGGCAUCCGCCGCAUCCGUCGCCGCGUCGUCCUCGCGACUACGACUACGACUACUCCCCGCACGGUCACGGCCACGGAUACCCUCCGCCGCACUCGCCGUACUCGCCGUCGUCCCCAUACGGCGCGCCGCCGCCGCCGAGCAAUUACCCGGCGCCGUACGGCGGGUACAGCCCGCUGGGAUUCCCCGGGUACCACCCCGGGCUGGCGGGGGCGUACGGCGGCCAGCCCGGGAUGGAUCCGAACGCCGCGGCGCUGCACGCGAUGCAGCAGCAGCAGGCGAUGGCCGCGGCGGCGGCGAUGGCGGCGAUGCAGCAGCAGAUGCAGUUCACGGCCGCGAUGGGGGGGAUGGGGGGGAUGGGGGGUCCAGGCAUGGGUCCAGGCAUGGGUCAACAAGGGGGCGCGAUGGGUCAAGGGACCGCGUUUAGCCCGACAGGUCCCCAAAACGGCGCGGCGCCGAUGUCCACGAACGCGGACUCGUUCAUGUCCGACGUCAUCGAGCCGCCGUCGCCGAUAAUGGGGAAGCGGCGGAGCAAGGCGAGCCAGGACGAGGCGUGGGAGCGAGCGACCGCGGCGAACGAGAGGGAGCGGCGACGACGCGACGGCGGCGGCGGCGGCGACGGCGGCGGUGGCGACGACGACGACGGCUCGGACUUGAAUUCUUCCGACGACGACGCCGCCGGCGGCGUCGCCGGCGCCGGCACGCGCGCGCCCGCGUCGAGCAAGGGCAGCGUGGACGCGAACUACAGCUCCGGCGGGAAGAAGAGCACGGAAGGGAGCACGACGUCGUCGAAAAAGCCGAGGGAGCGGAAGCAGGCGGGCGUCGACCGCGCCGCCGCCGCGGCCGAACGGCUGAAAUCGCGCCGGCGUCAGCGCCACGAGCGCGAAGCCCGCGAGGCGGAUCUCGACCGCGAGGCGGCGAUUCGCGCGGCGGCGAUGCGAAAGACCGGGUACCACUCCUCGGACUCGGACUCGCCGACGUCCGCGUCCGAGUCGGAGGGCGGCGGAGGCAGAGGCUCCGGCGCGACGACUCGACGCCGAGCGGCGACGGCGGCGGCGGCGGCGGCGGCGGAGGAGGAAAGGACGAGAGCGGAGAAGACCGCCGCCGAGGCCGAGGCGAUCGCCGCCGCGGAAGCCAUCGCCGCCGCGGAGAUCAGAGCGCGCGCGGAGAAGACCGCGGAGGAGGAGCGCGCCAGAGCGGCCGCGAAGGAGGCGGAACGCGCGGCCAAGGCUGAGAAAGCCGCGGCGCUCGAACGCGCGAAAGCGGAGGCGGCGGCGGCGAAGGAAGCGGAGCGGGCCGCGAAGGAGAGGGCGAAGCUCGAGGCCGCGGCGGCAAAGGCGAGAGCCAAGGCUGAAGCCGCGGACGCCAAGGAGAAGGCGAAAGAGGAGGCGAGGAAUGCCAAGGAGGCGAGGGCGCGCGAGGCGGAGAGAGAGGCGGCGGAGCGCGCGAGGAUGGAAAAAGAAAAAGCCAUCGCGGCGUCGGAGGCGUUCACGCAGCACGCGAACGCGCUGUAUAACAACGACAGCGACGCGUUCGAGCCCGAGACGGAGACGGAGGUGGAGGCGGAGACCGAGGACGAGGCGCGCGCGUCGAGCGCCGCGACGCGCGCGGUCGAGAAGCUGUCCUUGAACGACGACGAAGAAGACGAAGACGCCGCGGCGAUCGAAGAAGACGACGCCGCCGCCGGCGCCGACGACGACGGGUUGCCGCCGGCGCCGACGAGAGCCAAAGCCGCGGCGCCCGAGUCCGCGUCGAAGGAUCUCGACGCGCUGCUCAGCGCGCGCGCGCGCCCGGUCCCGUCCGAGGCGGCGUCUAACGCGGCGGCGAAGCGCGCGGCGAGGAAGGGUUCGAAGACGGAGGAGCCGCCGCCGCCGCCGCCGCCGACGUUGACGUCGCCGUUGAAGGCGGGCGCCGCCGCGGGCGCGCGAACCGUGCUCGGCUCGCGCGUCGCGUCCAAGGUGACCAUGGUCCUGCGAUCGCUUCGCGUCGGCGCGGAGGACAUCGCGGCGGCGAUUCGGCGGGGGAACGUCCCGACGUCUGCCGGGGACGCGAAAACGGUCACGAUGGAGACGUUACGCGCGAUACGAACGGUCGUCCCGUCCCCCGCGGACGUCGCGAAGGUCAAAGCCGCGUACGUCGAGGGCGCGUGCGACGUCGCCGAGGCCUCCCCCGCGGACGCGUUCUUCCUCGCGAUGAGCGCAGUUCCGCGCGCGGCGGCGAAGAUCGACGCGCUGCUGUGCCGCGCGACCCUGCCGACGCGCGUCGAGGACGCGCGCGCGUCGCUCGAGACGGCGUUUGCGGCGGUGACGGCGUGCGCGUCGUCCGACCGCCUGAAGAAACUCCUCGACGUCGUCGAAGCCCUGAGCGGCAUCUUAGACCGCGGCGGCGGCGCGGCGGGCGGCGCGAGCUCGUACAAGCUCGCGUCGCUCGCGAAGCUCGCGGAGGUGGAGACGAAGGCGAAGAGCGCGCCGACGAAGACCAACGCGUCGCUGCUGCAUCACCUCGCGAAGACGGUCAGGCGCGUUCCCGCCAAGUCGCCGCCGCUGCUUCAGUUCGCGGCCGAGCUCGGGCCCGUGCACGACGCCGCGCGCGGACCGUCGUUAGCCGACAUGAUGCGCGCGGUGGAAGACGCGGCGACGACGCGAGGCGAGCUCGAGCGCGAGUGCGACGCGCUCGAGGAGGAGGCGACGGCCUCGACGGCGGGCGGCGGCGUAGGCGGCGGCGACGACGCCGACGCCGCCGCGUUUCUCGCGGCGAUCGCGCCGUUCGCGGCGGAGGCGGAGGACCUCGUCGAGUCCCUCGAGUCCCUCGCCGCGGAGACGUCGCGCGCGAUGAAAGCGCUGCUGACGAAGUUCGGCGAGGCGCCGGCGGGGGUGGGCCCGGAGGACGUGCUGAAGACGCUGAGCGCUUUCGCGACGGAGUUUGAAGACGCCGUCAGACAAAACGCCGCGUCCAAAGCCGCGGCGGAGCUCAAGGAGAGACGGCGGGCUUCGUAG
This is a messenger RNA of Micromonas pusilla CCMP1545, 5025 nucleotides long. RefSeq lists its product as uncharacterized. The record is from RefSeq and is a predicted model, not a curated record. Gene Ontology annotation, molecular function: protein binding. Lineage: Eukaryota; Viridiplantae; Chlorophyta; Mamiellophyceae; Mamiellales; Mamiellaceae. The transcript has 2 exons. The coding region runs from base 1 to 5025 and encodes 1674 amino acids.